AUGGACAAAGGCAAAGAAAAGGAAUUUAUCAUUGAUUUGAACGAUGAAGACUUUGAUUACCAAUAUGAUAGCAUUGUUAAAACUGAGUCUGAUGAAGAGGCCAUUCUAGUUUCGGACAAUAUUUUUAAUGAUUUAACUGUUGAAGAUAUAUGGAAGAUGGAGUUUAGCUCAGUAGAUGAGGCAGAAGAAUUUUAUAAUUUAUUUGCUAAAGUUACCGGAUUCAGUGUUAGAAAGGAUGAUGUGGAUAUAAUAAUGUUGGCUUCACAAAAAAAAGAUCUAUAUAACCAUGUUGAUGCUGAUCGUAGAGUUCAUCUAAGAGAUGGUGAUGCAGAGGGUGCUUUGGCUUAUUUGUGUGGAAAGUCUGAAAUGGAUCCAUCAUUUUAUUACAAGUACAAUGUUGAUGAAGACAACCAUCUAGCAAACCUGUUUUGGGCAGAUUCUACUAGUAAAUUGGAUUACAGUUGUUUUGGAGAUGUAUUAGCAUUUGAUACAACUUAUCGGACUAAUGCUUAUAAAAAACCGUUGGUCAUAUUAGUUGGCAUUAACCAUCACCAUCAAACUAUAGUGUUUGGAUCUGCAUUAUUGGUAGAUGAGAGUGUUAGCACUUAUACUUGGGUCUUGGAGACUUUUUUGGACGCAAUGAAUAACAAGAAGCCUCUUUCUGUUAUUACUGAUGGGGAUAAAGCAAUGCGUAAAGCCAUCAAGAGGAUAUUUCCAGACUCUUGUCAUCGAUUAUGUGCUUGGCAUAUUCAACGCAAUGCAUUCACUAAUGUCCAUGUCAAAGAUUUUACUAAUCAUUUUUCUAAGUGCAUGUUCAUGGAAGGCACCGUUGAAGAAUUUGAAUGUGCAUGGAAUGACAUGUUGGAAAUGUUUAAUCUUCAUGGACAUAAGUGGGUGACAGAUAUAUAUGCUAAGCGUUCUAGAUGGGCGGAGGCUUAUUUAAGGGGGCAUUUCUUUGCUGAGCACUCUCACAUAUUCGUCAUAAUGAGGCAAAGGCAGAGUUUGAGACACACCAUUCUUCAGCUGUUCUAA
This is a messenger RNA of Vitis vinifera (wine grape), 1032 nucleotides long. Its product is annotated as protein FAR1-RELATED SEQUENCE 5. Gene Ontology annotation, biological process: regulation of DNA-templated transcription. The transcript is spliced from 3 exons. Bases 1 to 1032 code for a protein of 343 amino acids. NCBI's taxonomy places the organism in Eukaryota, Viridiplantae, Streptophyta, Magnoliopsida, Vitales, Vitaceae. The record is from RefSeq and is a predicted model, not a curated record.